This is a messenger RNA of Syngnathoides biaculeatus (alligator pipefish), 3610 nucleotides long. RefSeq names its product 2-aminoethanethiol (cysteamine) dioxygenase a (gene adoa). Gene Ontology annotation, molecular function: oxidoreductase activity, acting on single donors with incorporation of molecular oxygen, incorporation of two atoms of oxygen. Lineage: Eukaryota; Metazoa; Chordata; Actinopteri; Syngnathiformes; Syngnathidae. The transcript is spliced from 2 exons. Gene Ontology annotation, cellular component: mitochondrion. Bases 623 to 1417 code for a protein of 264 amino acids. The record is from RefSeq and is a predicted model, not a curated record.
UACAUUAACUUUAUUUCUCAUCUAGCACAUGUGGCAGUCACUGACACUUACAUUACAAUCGUGCAUAUUUGGGCGGAAGACAUGAGUUCAAUAUCCUAUCUACCCUUCCUCUUUUCGAAGUCUGUCGUCGUGCUCCUUUGUUGGAAAUGUAGUCUCAUUGGUUAUUGCACAAGCAUUUUUUUUCCACGUUUACGUAAAGGAAAUUCAGAACAUGAGGGGAAAUUACAAGACGUAUAAUUUCUUGUACGAAAAAGUUGACUGUUUCAAGGCUAUGGAGUAUUUGGGUGUAAUUACGCGAACCCAGAAUUUAGAUUUAAACUCGUUAUCCCAUGAUGCUCUAUAUUUGGUGCGCAGUUUCCGUGAGAGUAGGCUACUGAACGACCAAUAGCACUUUGAAAAAUGACCCAAGGAAGGAGAGUAGUUGGCGAGGACUUUGAGCUAUAUCACCACAAAAGCUGCAGUUUUCAGCCAGGGUCGGAUAUUUUAUAUUUAGGUAACGUGGACAAACGUACUCUGCAUAACAUUUCUUGACAUUCGCUCGUUCCUGAGCCAUUUCGACGGUUUCAUUUGCGACAGAAAAGGUGCACACUUUCCCGUAGUUUGUUCUCUCUAAACGACGAGAAUGUCGCGUAACAACAAAAAUGCUCUUAUCCAGAAAAUAGCAAAGCAAGCUUUUAUGACCUUCAAAGUUUUAAAUUGUUCUUCUAACGGCGAUAAUAAAGUAUUUGCCGAAAAACAGGCCAAACUCAUCUCCUUACUGACCGCGCUGAGAGCACCGGAUCUCAAGAUCGCUCCCCGGAAAAACAAAGGGAGCUCCGGUUCAUCAGAGCCUGAUCCUCCCCCGGUCACAUACAUGCACAUAUGUGAGACAGAGGUGUUCAGCAUGGGGAUAUUCCUGCUCGCAAGCGGAGCCUCCAUCCCUCUCCACGACCAUCCGGGCAUGAACGGGAUGCUGAAGGUCCUCUAUGGCAAGGUGAGCGUCAGUUGCUUCGACAAGCUUGAAAGUGGCCAGACAGUCAGUGCUGCCCCUCCUCGGUUUGAAACUCCUGUGGCUCCAUUCCAAAACGCUUCUGUGCGACGUUCAUUGCUCCGCUCAGUAGCUGAGUACUCAGAGAACAGUGGACCAUGCCUCCUUACACCUCUACGGGAUAAUCUGCACCAGAUCGACGCUGUCGACGGACCUGCUGCUUUCCUGGAUAUCCUUGCCCCACCAUAUGAUCCAGAUGAUGGGCGGGACUGUCACUAUUACAAAGUUCUGAAAACUGUGGAAGACCCAGGUUUAGCUGUAAUGGAUAAGCAGGGGCUGCAGGAAGGGGAGAAAGAGACUGAGAAGGAAAUGUGGCUUUUAGAAAUCCCUCAGCCAGAGGACUUUUGGUGUGGAGGAGAGCCUUACCCAGGUCCCGUAGUUUCACUGUGAAACCUCUGACCAGUGGAAGUAUAGCAGUACUAGAAAAUGUAUUGGGAUAUCAACACAUCCACAUUUGUAAACCCUAUUUCUGUUUCUAUCAACAUGGAGGACAAACAUUUGGGUUGUUAUUACCUGGGUACCUGGAGUGCUUUGCUCAAAGCUAUAAAUCCCCAAUAGCAAUUGAACUGUGGUUAGUAAUCCACUCCUCACAACCAAAAUUCUUCAGGACUUCCUGAAGCAAAGCAACUAAUUGUAAAAAUGCUUUACAAGUAGGACUUUAUAUUGUGAAUAUGGGUUUUCUGCAUUGGACAAUGUUGCCUUCUUCACAUAUGAAUGUAAUCUAGAGAUAUACAUUUUGCUUAAAUAUCUUGUGAAUGUUAAGGGAUUGUAUCCCUUGAACUAACUGAUUAGUAAACUACCACUUCGUAGAUCAGAGCACAUUGAGUUCCCAUCGCAAAAGAAUAAGCUAUUAAAGAAUUUUCCUUUAGCCUAAAUCCUUUAUUCUCUAAAUUCAAACAAUAUAACUGUUUAGGACCACACUGAAAAAAAGUAAUCAAGAAUGUUUAAAAAAAAGUUGUAGGGUUACAAUACAUUAUCACUAAGCGUUUGUACUCAUUUCACAUGAAACCUUUUUGUCUAGCUAUCUUCAGAUAUUGUAAAGAUGUCAACACCAUGCGCGAAAAGAGAGUAUUUAGCAAAUGCUGCCUAAUUGUAUUUUAUUCCCUUUGGUGUGUGUGUGUGCGUGAGUGUGUCACUAUCAGACCUUUAUAGAAUUAAUGUAAUGCAGAGCAUUAACGGUCAUAUCAGACCAUCAUGCCCUUUUUUGUCCACACCCCUUCGAAUUCAGUACUAUAGUCAACCAUUUAAACGUUAACUGCCAUCUAGCACCUUAAUUGGUUUUAAGUUCACAUAUUAUUAGGGAAAAUUAUACUUUCUUCACUAGCGUUCAAUAUAGCUUCUCACUUAAAAUGUUUCAAGACUACACCUAUGUUUCGACCUACAUUAUACUCCAGUGUGCCAGUUGGUCAAUCACUCGGUUUACUGUUGUUGAAUGUAUGUGGGGAAAAUAAUAAAAUUCAGAGACUAUAUUCAAACAAUUGUCAUUACUAAUGUAUAUAAUCUAUUGAUGCAUUGAUACUUAAGAAAGUCUGCAAGUAUUGCAUCGGCUAGCAGAGGGAGUACAAAAAAAAAUGCUAACGGAAUCUGCUUAUCCCAAGUCUGUUUUUCUACUCAAAGUACAUUUAAGAGUUUAGAGUAGAUGGGAAUUUAAGUUAUGGAACUAAUGUUUUUGUUAGGUAUACUGAAUCUACACUUUGCCAGAGAGUUGUCAACAGCCUAUAUAUCUUGAGUGGCACAUAACCAUUAAUUGUGUUGGAUCAUUGAUGCUUUGGGUGUGAUGGAUUUAUGAGUUUUACGCACAUGAUCAGUUUUCAGGAUAAAAACAGUCCAGCAGUAAUGAAAAAAAAUGUUGGUCUGUUUAACUUUUCAGUUUACAAUGAGUGGCCAAAACAAAAGUUUUUUUUUAAAACAAUAGAUUAUUUCUAAAAUGGGUCUAUGUAAAUGCCAAGCGAUUUUAACCUGGAUCCUUACUGCUGUGAGUCAAUGUACUGUUUUUAGGGGCGUCGGGCCAAAUUCUGGAUUCACCGUCAGUUUACACAAUAAACCAAUCUCCAUUGCCCCUUGUCUUAUUGGUCAAGAACAGCCAGUUUCCGAAUAUGACAGAAGGUAUUAUUGGGGCAAUUGUUUUAGUUUCAUUUUUUUAGGUUUUCCUUAAAGUAUACUUCAUGUUUCUCGUGGUUUUAUUUUUGAUUUUUUUUUUCAAACUGUUUUCUGCUAAUAUUUUUGUCUUUCACCAGGAAAAUGAUUUCAAUUCAAUGAUUAUAUUUUUUAAAUUAAAAUAACUCAUUUUUGAGGAUAUGAUCAUCCUUUUGCAUUAAACUGCUCCUCUUCAUAAUGGCCAAAGCACUAAUAACUAAAAUUGUCAUACUCUGGUUGUGGUAAAACACAAUUACAUUAUAGCAUAUUGUUAUAGGUCUACUGACGCGUAAACCAUGAUUUUUAGUAUGUUUUUAAUAAAACAAAAAUAAAUAAAAGGCAGCUGGAUGGACCCAUCCAUUUUUUCACCACACGUCAUGAUGUUGUCGUAAAUGGAUUUUUCCAUCUCCCGCCAUGAAAAUCCUUUCGAGGCAUUUGUGUUGGAGA